AUGAAGAGCAUAGCCACUGUGCCCACAGCAGAAGUGCUUAUAGACACAUGUCUCUCUCGAACAAACAGAAGAACCCCCACCGAAAUACAUAAACACUACCAAAUUGGAAGAAUUAGAGAGUUCUACACACGGAAGGUGAAGUUUACCUCCUCUAUGUACGUGGACAAGCUAAACGACAUUAUUAACUCUUUCCCACGUGUUGACGAGGCGCACCCCUUCACUUCAGAUCUGAUAAACGUGCUGUACGACAGAGACCACUACAAGAUGGCGCUGGGCCACAUUAAGACAGUUGCAUCCUCCAUUGCCCGAACAGAGAAGGAGUACACAAAGCUGAUCAAGUACGGAGACUCUUUAUACAGAUGCAAGCAGCUGAAAAGAGCUGCUCUGGGUAAGAUGUCCACGAUGGCCAAGAAGCUGUCUAAGACUCUUGUGUAUCUUGAGGAAGUCAGACAAAGCAUCAUGCGCAUGCCAGACAUUGAUCCAACCACGCGUACUCUCUUGAUCUGCGGAUACCCAAAUGUGGGAAAAAGCAGCUUUAUGAACACAGUCAGCCGUGCAAAGGUUGAUGUGCAGCCAUAUGCCUUCACCACAAGAAAUCUAUAUGUCGGGCACUUUGACUACAAGUACCUUCGAUGGCAGAUAAUUGACACGCCUGGUGUCCUGGACCACCCCAUUGAAGACAUGAACACUAUUGAAAUGCAAAGUGUGACAGCACUUGCCCACCUGCGUGCAGCAAUUCUGUACUUUAUAGAUAUCAGCGAAACAUGCGGAUACUCGGUAGAGAUGCAGGUUGGUCUUUUUAGGAGUCUUUCUCCUCUGUUUGAGGGAAAGCCUGUGGUGUUUGUGCUAAGCAAGUCUGAUGUCAAGAAGUUUGCAGAGCUGGACAGCGAAAGACAGGCUCUGGUGAGAGAUCUGAUAGGAGACUGCCCAAGUGUGGAGAUAUCUUCGCUUGAGGAGUGCAACGUUGAUCUUGCAAAGAACACAGCAUGCGAGCACCUUCUUACCCACAGAGUGGAGCUGAAGAUGCAGGAGAAGCGGCUGGAGGACUUCAGGAUAUUCCUGGAUAUUAAAAAGCCAAAGAUUGACCCAGAGUACAAGAGAGUUAUGCAGACUGAGGAGUUUGGACAGAGAGAGUUCACACAGAGCGAUCUAAGAAAAAAGGCAGAGGAGCAGGGAAUCAAGUUCUUCUCGGACUUGAAUGCGCAGUACUUUAUAAGAGAUGAGUGGAAGUACAACCCAAUUCCAGAGAUAUUUAACGGAAAGAACAUUGCAGACUAUGUUGACAUAGAUAUAGAAGCCAAGCUCCAGAAGCUGGAGGAAGAGGAGGACUACUACAUGCAGGAGGUGUAUAACAAGGAAUACGCUCUGCUGGAUAAGUCAGAGUGCGAUAAGAAGCAGAGAAUUAUGAACUCAAAGAUUCUCAAGAGACUGAAGGGUCUGGACAGAGAGAGAGAAAGCCUUCCACAGCGCAUGAAGACAACUGCUCUUUGCAAGAAGAGAGAUGCAAUUGCAAGAGAGAGCUCAGCAGCUCCUCCAAUGGAGAUAGAUGACCCAAUGGCAGAGAGGCUGAAGCCAGCCCAGACAAGAAUUGUCCCACUUACAAAGGAUGAAGAAAGACGCCUGGCCCGCAGUGACAAGCACAUUAAAGACAAGAAGCUUAGAGGAAGAAGAGAUGACCGAGACAGAGUACACCUUACUGAAAGGCCCAUGCAUCUGUUUAGUGGAAAGAGAACAAACGGAAAAGCACAAAGAAGAUAA
Molecule: messenger RNA, 1758 nt
Organism: Nematocida ausubeli
Lineage: Eukaryota; Fungi; Microsporidia
Exons: 1
Coding region: 1-1758 (585 amino acids)
Biological process (GO): ribosomal large subunit biogenesis
Cellular component (GO): nucleolus
Molecular function (GO): GTPase activity; RNA binding; GTP binding
Source: RefSeq, a predicted model, not a curated record